Messenger RNA from Sinocyclocheilus rhinocerous, 4231 nucleotides. RefSeq names its product mucin-5AC-like. The record is from RefSeq and is a predicted model, not a curated record. The transcript has 3 exons. Bases 20 to 3283 code for a protein of 1087 amino acids. NCBI's taxonomy places the organism in Eukaryota, Metazoa, Chordata, Actinopteri, Cypriniformes, Cyprinidae.
CAAAUUUUUAUUUACAUCUAUGGUUCAUAAACUACUCUUGGAUAACAUGGUGAGCAAAGAGCCCAACCAUUUGCCAACUGUUCACAGCCAUAGCAAUGGCAACCCAGACAAAACACCCACCACCGUGACUGUGCGCUCAGUGCUCCUCAACCGGAACUCUCCAGAUAUUGAAAGCAGACUUAAACGGAGACGAAAUCGCACACAGCAAGUACGUUUUAAAGAUUUGGAGGAUGAUGAUGAGUCUAAGAAUAAAAAUGACAAGCUGAGGAGUAAGAGCCCAACAGAGGUUCCAAACUGGCAGAAAGAGUUGACAAACGGGCCCUCGUUGGUGGGAGCAGUCCGUGGGGAUAUGGAAAAGACAAUUGGAGCAGUGACAGCAUUUUUGAAGAGAGCACCACCGCACCCUCUUACCCCUGGGCCUGCCAGACGCUGCUGGGUCCCAACACAUCCAUGUUCUCUCACAUUGCCGCUGCCAACUCAGCCAUGCAGGAGUACAGCCAUCCAAACCUCACCCAGUUUGCAGAAGCCUCCCUCGCUCUCUGCCACGCAGUCUCGCAGUCACAGCCUGGGGGGAGCUUGGGAUGACGGAGACUCCUCUGAUGAGCUGACCGCACAUGUCUACAUUCCACCUUGUAGAUCAAAGAAGAGCUCUGUCCAACAUUGUACCCCUGCUGAGCAAUCAAGGUGCCAGAGAACUGAGGAUAAUCAAACUGCCUCUGUGGGUAUAUCAACACAAUUCCAGCCAUGUUCUGCUGCGCCACAAAAACAGUCUAGAAGGAGAGGUAGGAGGAAAUAUUUAAACAGAGCAGCAAGUGAUCCUGGGAAACCUGAGCCUCCUUGUACUUCCCCAACUAAAACUGUGCACAGAAGCCACCAACAGUCUAUCCAACCCAAGAAGCUUCCAUCCAAAGCUGUGGCGCACAGAACUUCGUCAGAUAUUGUACCCACGCAGCGUUCCCCCACGCCCAACACAGUUCAUAAUAUGCCAUGUAGUGUCUCUUCCACACAGACUGAAGCAAGCAUUGAUUCAAAAAUCCAAACUGUCCCAGACAACACAUCUUUGCAAAAAGCUGAAGUAGAUCCUGCAUCUUGCCCAUCUCACACUGCACCAUCUCCAUCAACCACAUGUACCAAAGAAACAUCACAAUGUUGCCCACAGCAGGCUGCUGCGGAGAACAUCAGUUUGACCCCCACUCUACCAGAGCCUUUGUGCACUACAACAGCACAAGUCAUAUCCACUCUCACCACAUUCUCAACACACGGGCAAUCAUGCAUGUCUCCUACUGAAUCUACAAGGCGUUGUUGCACACCUGCUAUUCAGAUUAGAGCAAAUUGUAAGACUCCCCCAUUACCAGAGUCCCAAAGCAUUCCAGAUUCACAUACAGAUCCCACAACUCCUGCCCAAUCCAGGCCUUGUUUCCAGAAGUUGGAGGAAACCAUUCCAUGCUCCAACACUGCUGGCUCAAAGGCAGCGGCCUGUUCUCAAGGAGCACCUGCAGUUGCCUCUACGUUCAGUUCCACACAGCCAUGCCAGAAGACUCCAACACAACCCAUGGCAUGUGAUAACACCUCAAAUCAACCUGUGUACUCUGUGAUAUCUCCAACACAACCUGUAACUCCUAUUCAGUCUGUGCCAAGAUGUAUGAGUCCUAAACAGAAUGAGCCAUUGGGUAGGACCCAUACCCUUCCUGUACAGACUCCUAUAUCAGCUACACACACCCCAACACCUGUUCAGUCUACAUCAUCUUGUAAAAUUCCAAUGCAUUCUAUAACAUACUGUGUCAAAGACAAACCAGCAUCCUUUGGCUCUUCUACACAACCUACGGCACCUCAUAAGAUUCCUACACAAACUCUCCCUCACAAUGUUAUGUCAUUUCCUCCCGAGCCAUCCUGUGCCACUGCUCCACACCCUGUCUCACACUUCAAGGGCCCUAUUGCAGCUGCGGCACAUGCCAUUCCUGUUGCACAAACUGCAGUACAUUGCAUUUUGGAUCAACAAAAUGUGGCAACCCAUGUGACUCCUUCCAUGCCAGUUCUGAUUUGCAGCUCUUCCACACAACCUGCACCAGGUAAACUUUCUGUUCAAGCAUUGCCACACUGCAACUCUAGUAUGCAAAAUGCAGUGUCAUGCAGUAAUCCCUCUCAAAUUGUGCAACAUUUUGCACAAAGACUCCCAAAGACUUUUACUCAAACAGUAUCACACUCCAAAUCAUUUCCACAAAAUAUGUCACCUGUUCUCUGUCCACGUGAGGCAAUGAUGUACGCAAGUAAACCCCAGGAAACUGUGCUUCCCUCUGCUAAUUUCAGGCAUUCUUUACCUCCUUACGCCUGCCCUCCACAGACUACUCUGCUGUAUUCUAACGCUGGGGCGAGCCCCUCCCCUCCUCAGGCCUUCUGCUGCACUCAGGACAGACGAGACAGGAGAGAGUUCAUGCUUCCUCCCCCACCACCUCCUCCUCCUCCUUACACCCCCCGCAAAGAGGGCUCCUCUACUCCUGGACAGCCCUGUAAGCCUCCUGUCCCCAAAGCUGAGAGCAACAAUGCUGAAAAGGACAGAGCGAAAACUGGGGCAGUGAAGCCAAAUGCUGAAGCAGGAACUCGCCAUCAGGCAGGUGAAACCCCACCUCCUAUCCCUCCCAAAAGUAAGGCAAGAGCUAUGGUGAGGCCCACCUGUUUAAGUGUCCGACGGGCGAUCCUCAGUCCAGAAUCCCAGGCCAAUGCAAACCACUUGCCUCCUGCUGGGGGGACAAACCCCCUGGCCCCCCUUGGACCAGUGGAGGGCCAAUCGGACACACUGCGGCAGGUGCAGGAGCUACUGGGGGGGCUUAUGUCUGGGACUAAGUGUAAGCUGGACCUGGCAAAGGCUAAAGAGAAACUGUUUGGCCCAAAUGGCCCUCUGUACGACAUUGGGGCUCUGCAGUCUCAGCUGCACAGCCUGGAAGGGGUGUUGGAGACCAGCCAGAACACCAUCAAGGUUUUACUGGACGUCAUUCAGGAUCUGGAGAAGAAGGAGGCAGAGCGAGACGGAAGACACUCAUACCGAACUGGACAGGACACUGAGAACUGUGGCACCUGCAGAGACUGUGCCUGUAUCAUAUACAGUGUGGAGCAUGACUUCCGGCUUCAGGAGGGUCAGGUGACGCGAGUGUGGAAGGUCCCGGAGCAGCAGGAGUCGGAGCAGAGCUCUCCUCAGCUGGUCUUUCCUCCUCCGCGCCAGCAGGACUCUCCACAGGCCCUCCAGAUGGUCAAGAAGAGCCGCAGGAAGUGCUUCUGGUUCCUGUGAACUCUUUGAUAGCAGGACGUGACAUCAUUAGUCAACAAAGACGGUUCUUCAACCACCUUUAAGCCUCUUCUCUUCCGGUCCUCUGGUUUAACUUGUUUAGAGGCACAUCAUCUGCUUGACGAGGAGCCUUUGUUUAUUGUCUUUUUGAAAAACAUCUUCUGUAAUUUUCACACAAGGCGAAUCAAGAUUAAUGUACGGCUGUUCGAGUUGAUAUUUCAGAUUUAUAGUCCAUGGAAAGAAUUUAAAAUGUCCUUCAGUCUCAAAAAUGUGUUUUGAAUAAUAAUUCACCCAAAAUCAAAAUUCUGUCAUUAUGUCCUAUUUUCAUUGAUCUGUUCCUUGAAAGUGCCAUAAGUGAUUUCUUAUGGAAUUACAAGUUGAGUGUUUCUGAUUGUUGACCAAUCAGGAAAGCUCUCGAGCUGUCAAUCAUUUUGAGUGUUUAUUUUUGUCGCUGGACUGCAUCUAUUUAUUCUGCUUUGAUUUUCCAGAUUUAUAGUUCAUGGUGAUAAUCUAUGUCUCAAAAACUGAGAACGGAGGGGGAGAAGGGGCUUUUUGAUGGUUCAUGUACCUUUUGAGCCAAUACUUACUACCUGAAAAGGGAUGAACUUCACAGCAGACAGUGAUUGAUGCACAGUGACAGCAGGAGACGGGACGUUAAGGACACAUUAAAGAGAGAGAGAUGAAAGAGGAAUUACAGGUAAGAAAUGGAAGCAAGAUUACCGAUUCAUCAUUUUGGAACAAUGAGGGUCAAAACACCAGCUUUUAUACUAUGAAAACCUUUCAACGAAUCAAUUAUUCCACAUGCUUAACGCUUUUAUGUAGAUCUAAUAACUACACAUGCGCGGCGAUAUUUAAGGCAGAGAAAUUGGGGAGAAAUUGAAUUUAAGGAGUGUGUCAUUUCAUUCUUUGUGAAUGCUUAAUUUCAGAAUCCAUUAAAAGCUCUAUUAAAUA